AUGGCUCAGCGACGAGAUACAUACGCGGAGAAUAUGGGGCGUAAUUCCACCGAGGCGCAAAGACUUGACGAGCAGUUCGAACUGAUCACGGAAAACAUCGGCUACCUCCUGCACCCAUCCGUUCGAGCCAAGCUGCCCCCCAAUGCCCAAGUCGCUGACGUGGGCACAGGCACUGCAACAUUCCUGCGCAGUCUGAGCCAUUACUAUCCCGACGCAAGUAUGCAUGGUUAUGACAUCUCGACCUCGCUAUUCCCGCCCUUUUCCACACUUCCCCCCAAUGUCGCACUGUACCUCCUCGACGCCCGUCAGCCCGUUCAGUCGAUAUUAUGGGGCAAAUAUGAUCUCGUACAUGUGCGGCUCAUUUCAGCGGGCCUCAAGCCUAGCGAGUGGCCUUCCAUAAUUCGGAAUCUCACUCGCAUGUUGAAGCCUGGUGGUGCUAUGCAGUGGGAGGAAUGUGAUUUUACCGCUGUGCGACAUCUUGCUUGUUCACCUACUGCCACUACCGACACUGCCUCUUACAUGGGCCGGCAUUUCCUGGCUGGGAUGAUGCACCAUUUUCAAAAUGGUUGGAAUCGACUGACUACUGAGAUGCGUGCCGCUGGUCUGAAAGAGGUUCAUACUGAGGUUGUUGCUGCUGAUCGAGUUUACGCCACCCGCCCGCGUCUUACUGCUAAUGGAAUGGUGGCUAUAUUUGCGUGGGCUCGGCUCGCGUCUGCAAGAGGGGAUGAAGGCUCGUUGACUAUGCAGCAACUGGAGCAGCUUGAACGUAAGGCAUACGCGGACAUUCAAUCGGGAUGCUAUGUGACCUUUGAUAUCCACGUUGCUUGGGGAUUCUGCGCAUCUUAA
Molecule: messenger RNA, 846 nt
Organism: Penicillium canescens
Lineage: Eukaryota; Fungi; Ascomycota; Eurotiomycetes; Eurotiales; Aspergillaceae
Product: class I SAM-dependent methyltransferase
Exons: 3
Coding region: 1-846 (281 amino acids)
Source: RefSeq, a predicted model, not a curated record